AUGUUGAACAUUCUCAAAGUCGCGUUUGAGUCAUACUUGGACCUUGGUAUCUCCUAUGCAACUCUCAACAAUGCCGUCGCUACAAACAACGCCGGGCUGGCGGUCGGCUGCCUAUUAUUCAUGCCCUUUGUACACAAAUACGGCCGCCGACCGCUCUAUAUCUUGAGCUCGUUGAUUCAACUCAUGGCAGCAAUUUGGUCAGCAUGUCUCAAUACCGGCGGCGAGCUCAUUGCAGCCAAUCUGGUCUCCGGGGUCGGGGGCGCCAUCAGCGAAGCAAUCGUCAUGAUAACAAUCGUGGAUCUCUUUUUCCUUCACCAGCAUGCCCGGCUGAACGGCCUCUUUCUUCUGAUGCAAAGCGUUGGAUCAUUUGGAGGCCCCGUGGCGGCUGGAUUUAUUGUUGACAGCCAGGGCUGGCGAUGGAUGUGGUGGUGGACUACGAUCUUUCUAGGGCUCAACUUUGUUCUCGUUUGUUGCUUCUUCGAGGAAACAAAGUAUGUCCCCAUCUCGGCUGUCCAGACUCCACGAAGGCCAGCGUCCGUGGUUCAUGAGGACGGGCUGCCAAAGAUGUCUUCUCACGAACAUCUCGAAGAGAUGUCAAUUCGUUCGACCUCCGACCCAGCCACUCCUCCACGGAACCCCUUAUCCAAACGCUUGGCCAUUGUCACGAAAUCCGACGUCUCCAUUCGCCAACACUUCUAUCUUCCUGUCAGGGUACUCUUUACAUUUCCUGCUGUCGCUUACGCGGCAGUGACCUACGGCUUACUUCUAGCCUGGUUCGCUGUCAUCAGCUCAGCUGCCUCCUACUUCAUGCUUGACCCCCCGUACUCAUUCGCUUCCUCCUCAGUGGGUCUGUUCAUGAUCUCUGCUUUGAUCGGAACAAUAAUCGGUACUAUCUUCGGCGCGCCCCUUAGCGACUGGUCUAUCCUCUGGCUUUCAAGACGAAACGGGGGAGUCUUCGAACCUGAAAUGCGUUUAUGGGUUGCCCUGGUAGGAUCCCUUCUAUGUACUGGGGGGAUCUUAAUGUUCGGCCUAGGGCUUGCAAAGAGCCUGCCAUGGAUUGUUCUAGCUGUGGGGUACGCCAUCUUCGGCGUCGGGUUUUCAAUGGCCGGUGAUAUCGCUCUGACCUACUUAACUGACUGCUAUCCUGAUAUUCUUAGUGAUGCUCUUGUUGGCGUAAUCCUCGUCCGCAAUGGGAUCUCCGUUCUCAUCAUGUUUGUAUUCACACCGUGGGUUAACAACCUCGGCAUCCAGAAUACAUUCAUCUGCAUUGCAUUAAUCUCAUUGAUCAUGACCCUUCUGCCAAUUAUAUUGCUUGUCAUGGGCAAAGCAGCCCGCGCUCGGACAGCAGCCGAUUACAGGAAGUUCGCUGUUCGACAGGCUGUAUAUCGAACUCUUUAA
Molecule: messenger RNA, 1398 nt
Organism: Aspergillus versicolor CBS 583.65
Lineage: Eukaryota; Fungi; Ascomycota; Eurotiomycetes; Eurotiales; Aspergillaceae
Exons: 3
Coding region: 1-1398 (465 amino acids)
Biological process (GO): transmembrane transport
Molecular function (GO): transmembrane transporter activity
Source: RefSeq, a predicted model, not a curated record